This is a messenger RNA of Lytechinus variegatus (green sea urchin), 1918 nucleotides long. RefSeq names its product exportin-4-like. Gene Ontology annotation, cellular component: cytoplasm; nuclear pore. The transcript is spliced from 9 exons. Gene Ontology annotation, molecular function: small GTPase binding; nuclear export signal receptor activity. NCBI's taxonomy places the organism in Eukaryota, Metazoa, Echinodermata, Echinoidea, Temnopleuroida, Toxopneustidae. The coding region runs from base 74 to 1270 and encodes 398 amino acids. The record is from RefSeq and is a predicted model, not a curated record. Gene Ontology annotation, biological process: protein export from nucleus.
GUUAUUCAUUCAGCUUGGAAACUUGGGCGAACGACUUCUGCUACCGACAAGAAUCGACUAUUUUCAAUAAAAAAUGGGCGACUUUUUGAGACAGCUUGAAGAAGCUUCACAUAUCAUAUUGGCACCACCUCAUACUGUUAAUCAGGAACAGAGACAAGCUGCAGAGCAUACCAUUCUUGCUUUCAGAAGAGCAUCAAACCCACUCCAGGCAUGCCAAUUCAUUUUGGAACACAGCAGUGUUGACUACAUCUUGUUCCAGGCUGCAUCAACGGUCAAGGAAGCGGUCAUUAGAGACUGGGCAAUGCUUGACCACUCGCAGGUUAACAGUGUCCGCAGUUUUCUUCUGAAAUAUGUCACGCAUAAACCAGGCUUACCCAGCUAUGUGCGGGAGCAGAUUCUUCAAGCGGUAGCGGUAAUCUUCAAGCGAGGGACGGUAGAGAGCAAGGAGAAUGGUAGGGAAGGCCUCUUUGCCGAUAUCUCACAGCUCAUCACAAGCGGUGAUCCACCUUUGCAAAUGAUAGCAUGUUCCAUGUUGACGGCUCUCCUCAACGAGUACUCAGGAUCCACAAGAACCAGUGAUAUCGGUCUCAGCUGGGAGUUCCACAUACAAUGCAAACAUAUAUUUGAGAUUCACGACCUGAAGAAGGUGUUCAUGUAUGCUGUCCAAAUCCUUCAUCAACUGAUGUCAACAGAAGGUCCUCUGAGUGGUGACACAGCCAAGGUCUUCAGUAGAUUCUUGAGUAUAUGUGAACAGGUCCUGAGUUGGGAGUUUGCUCUUGUUAGACCGGCGAGACGGCGUGUAGGGUCAUUCCAGCCUGUGGACACACCCCCUCUUAGACCCGAUGGUAAAUGGAGAGACCCACUUCUAGACCAUGGACUGCUGGAACUAUUUUUCAAGAUUCAUGCAAGGACACGGUUAAACCCUGAUUCUUGUCACAUUGCCAUGCAGUGCCUGUCCCAGCUAGCUACCCUUGACGGACCAGUCUUUGCUGACCGCAAGGCCAAGAGUGACUACCUGGCUCAUUUUAUACGGUGCCUUCUCCAGGCUCUCAAUGGUUCUGAGGUGCAGGACCAUGAGGCCUUGGGAUUUGCUAACAUCAUCAAUCAUCUCAUUACCAAGUUCCCUAUAGAGCUCAUCGCUGGUCAAGCUGCUGGUCUUCUAAACUCCUUUGUGGAUUCUCUAUCAAGCUUCACCUGUCUUUGUGGCCGUCAAGCUGCACUUGAAGAAGCAGUAAGUCCUUUAAGUUUUCUUAAUCGACCAGGUUGUUAACAUUUUAUUAAAAUUUUGUGCACAUUUUACUGUUUCCUGAGAGGUUCAGGGAAAAAAAACCACUUGCUGACCAACCAAGCAUGCGCUGAACAAUUCUGUUCAUCUUAGUGUAAGGUGCUCAGCCGAGCAGGAGUUUCACUCAUUUGCGCAUGCUCGAGGCAGCGUAUAUCCAGCUAACAGACCUGAUUCUGUGCUGCCAGAAGGAGUUUGUAAGAAUCCUUGCGUUAUUUUAGUUGCUUCGCUCCAAUAUACGUCUGAUACCAAGCCUAACUUGUUUGCUUGACAGCCAAUCACGGCUCACCAUUUAGCAUCCAUCGUCUGGUUAUGGUUCUAUUAUAUAUUGUUCAUUCAUGCAUUUUUACACCGAUGGGUGCAUGUCAAAAAGCUUCGGUAUGUCCGUUUUUAAGGCUAUUUUACGAAAAAAAUACACUUGGCUGGUGGUGAUUAAGCCCCCAAAAUGCUCAAAACAGCUCUGGGAAUUAAAAUAGGAGCCCUGGAAAAUCUCAAUUUAUUACAAUGUUAAAGCUUAUACAGUGUCGCUGAUCCAGGUAGUAAGUUGUAAAAAGAAGCCCCUGAAAAAAAAAAUUGUCUCGAGAGGUUUCAUGGUACACCAUGUAUUCUUUCUUGGACAAUAAGCACCAAAAGAUA